This is a messenger RNA of Diplodia corticola, 2478 nucleotides long. Its product is annotated as vacuolar protein sorting vps16. Gene Ontology annotation, cellular component: endosome; HOPS complex; cytoplasm. The record is from RefSeq and is a predicted model, not a curated record. Gene Ontology annotation, molecular function: actin binding. NCBI's taxonomy places the organism in Eukaryota, Fungi, Ascomycota, Dothideomycetes, Botryosphaeriales, Botryosphaeriaceae. Gene Ontology annotation, biological process: intracellular protein transport; vacuole fusion, non-autophagic; endosomal transport. The transcript is spliced from 3 exons. The coding region runs from base 1 to 2478 and encodes 825 amino acids.
AUGCCCAAGCCCACUGCCGACUGGGAGCGCGUCGGCGACCGCUUCUAUCGCAAGCUGCAGCUCUAUACCGACGUCUUUGACCAGGACCUCGAGCUCGAGAACUUCCACGUCGUCGCCGCUCCAUACUCUGGCGCUGUAGCCAUCUAUCGCGACGAGGAAAAGCUCCAGACCUACCGCGCCUCGCAGCAGGCCAAGACCUCCAUCGACAUCUACAGCUGCGCCGGCAAGCUCAUCCGCCGCAUCAAUUGGGACAAGGGCUCCGUCAAAGGCAUUGGCUGGUCGCUGGACGAGAAGCUGCUCGUUGUGACCGACGAUGGCACCGUGCGCUGCUACCAGCACCUGCACGGCGAUUUUGUGCCCUUCACCCUUGGCCACGGCGCCGACGAGGUCGGCGUAAAGGCCUGCCGCUUCUGGGGCUCCGGCUUCGUCGCCCUGCUCAACAACAACCGCCUCGUCUCCGUUGCCCGCUACGAUGAGCCGCGCCCCAAGCUGCUGGCCCUCGCUCCCGAGGACCCCGUGGAGUCCUGGGCCCUGAUCCCGCCUACCGAAACCCUCUCCCGCUCGGUUGAGGUGCUCCUCGCAAUUGGCGAGACCAUCUAUCUUGUCGACGCCACCGACUGCGAGGACCGCAUGCUGCAGCGCGGGCCUUUCAGAUACACAAGCGUCUCGCCCAAUGGCAAGUACGUCGCCUUGUACACCGAGGACAACAAGGUCUGGGUUGUCAGCAGCGAUUUCCAGAACAAGCUCAGCGAGUACGACUCCAGAGCGAGGACGGUGCCCAAGGACAUGCAGUGGUGCGGUAACAGCUCAGUUGUUCUGGCCUGGGAGGAUGAGAUUCAUCUUGUUGGGCCCAACGGAUCUGCGACCAAGUUCUUCUACGACAGCUUCGUUCACCUCCUGCCCGACGUGGACGGCAUCCGAGUACUGACGAAUGAUGUUUGUGAAUUCGUCCAGCGUGUCCCUGACGUGAGCGAGGAGACAUUUCGUCUGGGCUCCACCUCUUCGGCUGCCGUGCUCCUGGAUGCGGUUGAUCAUCUGGAAAAGAAAUCGCCAAAGGCUGACGACCUGAUCCAGAUGAUCCGGCCCAAUCUGGCUGAAGCGGUUGAUAUAUGCGUGAAGGCCGCAGGCCAUGAGUACAGCAUUCACUGGCAGAAGCAAUUGCUCAAGGCUGCGUCAUUCGGCAAGUCGGUGCUCGACCUCUACAACAGUGACGACUUUGUCGACAUGUGCGAAACUCUCCGUGUGCUCAAUGCGGUCCGCUUCUACGAGAUUGGUCUGCCUCUUUCCUACGACCAGUACAUGCGAUUGACGCCCGAGAAACUUGUUGAGCGACUCAUCAACCGCCACGAAUAUCAAAUCGCCCUCAAGAUAUCUGAUUAUCUCCGCCUUCCGACGGAUCGUAUCUACGUACAUUGGGCCAGCCAGAAAGUCCGCAUUUCCAACGACGAUGAGGAGAGCAUAUGCCGUAUGAUUGUGCAGAAGCUCGAAGGUAAGCAAGGUGUGUCAUUCGAGGAGAUUGCAAGGGCAGCAUAUGAUGAAGGCCGUGCACGCCUUGCAACAGAACUAUUGAACUAUGAGCCCCGUGCUGGGAAACAGGUUCCCCUGUUGCUGGACAUGAAAGAAGACACGAUAGCAUUGGACAAGGCGAUUGAGAGCGGAGACACCGAUCUCGUGUUUCAUGUCCUUUUGCACCUGAAGAAACAACUCACCUUGGCGAGCUUCUUCAGAACCGUCACCAGCCGACCGGUUGCCACGGCGCUGGUGGAGUCUUCUGCACUCGAGCAAGACAGGGAAUUGCUCAAGGACCUUUACUACCAAGACGAUCGCCGCCUUGACGGCUCUAAUAUCCUCAUUGCCGAGGCGCUUGAGCAGCCUAGCACAAGCCUUUGCAUUGAUAAGCUCAAGCUUGCCGGCAAGCUACUCCAGGAUUCGCGUGAGCACAGCUUCAACGUGAAAGCCAUCGAUGAAGCACAACGCUUGCUAAAGCUGCAAGAGGCCUUCGAGAAGGAUCUAGCGGUGACAGGAUUUGUGGGUCUUUCCAUCAACGAGACCGUCUUCCGCCUCGUGCGCGCGGGCCACAUGAAACGUGCGCAGAAGGUGCAGUCCGAGUUCAAGGUGCCCGAAAAGACAUACUGGUGGCUCAGAUUGCGUGGACUUGUGGCCAAGAGGGACUGGAACGAGUUGGAGGAGAUCAGCAAAGUCCGAAAGAGCCCCAUCGGCUGGGAGGCCUUCUUUAACGAGAUCCUCUCAGCCGGGAACACGCGAACUGCGGCUCUUUUCAUCCCGAAGUGCACAAACCUACCGGUCACUGACCGCAUAGAAAUGUGGGUCAAAUGCGGCCUGGUCGUGCGGGCAGGUGAGGAGGCGCUCAAGGCGAAGGAUAUGAACAGCCUGGCAGAAUUGAAGGCCAAGGCCAGCGGCAACGCGGUCCAUGAGAUUGAGCAGAUGAUUGGGCAAUUGGCGGGUGGAAGGAGGUAG